Molecule: messenger RNA, 1780 nt
Organism: Cheilinus undulatus (humphead wrasse)
Lineage: Eukaryota; Metazoa; Chordata; Actinopteri; Labriformes; Labridae
Product: alpha-2,8-sialyltransferase 8E-like
Exons: 9
Coding region: 131-1780 (549 amino acids)
Biological process (GO): N-glycan processing; oligosaccharide metabolic process
Molecular function (GO): alpha-N-acetylneuraminate alpha-2,8-sialyltransferase activity
Source: RefSeq, a predicted model, not a curated record
GGACUUUCUAGAAAGUUUGAGAGCACCUUUCACAGCAGUCUGAGCAGACGAGGAAGACGACUGUCUCAGAACUAAAGCCAACGCUAAGACAGCUGUGGACAUGACAGAGAUUUUUCUCUGAAGCUGACAGAUGAAGCUGUUCAGUGGCAUGACUUGGACAUCAGGAGGUAUGAGGAGACAGCUCUUCUCUCUGCUGUUGACUUCACUGUUUUUGGGGAGCCUGCUGAUCAACGUGGUCUGGGACAGCUUCCAGGACGGCAAUGUGAUCCGUCGCUCACCGGCCCCUCAGAGGAGACGGGCCCCCAGGACCUAUGAAAUCUGUGAGGGCUGCAGGGAGCUCAUUGAGAAAAUAAUGCAGCAUUAUAAUAAAACCUGGUGGAAACAGGAAGACAAGUACCAAAAAUUCAGAUCUCAGCUUAAGUGUCAGUGCAACGGUUUUGACAACGCCAUCCUCACCCAGGCCAACGCUCCGGUGGGAUUUGAGAUUGUUACCGACAGGAAGAGGAAGAAGACCGUUGAGGUGACCCGGGAGCUCUUCAGCCUCCUUGCAAAGGAGCAUCCUUUCUUAAAUAAAACAUGGGACACGUGUGCCGUUGUUGGGAACGGAGGGAUCCUGGAGGACAGCCGCUGUGGAAAGAAGAUCGACUCAGCUGAGUUUGUCAUCAGGUGCAACCUUCCUCCUUUAGAAGACGGUUACGAGAAGGAUGUCGGUACCAAGACGAGCCUGGUGACGGCAAACCCAUCCAUCUUUGAAGAGAGAUAUGGCUCUCUGAUGACGCUUCGCCGUCCAUUUAUGGAGAAACUGCGUACUUACGGUAACGCUUUGCUGCUUCUUAACCCAUUCCAUGCAGCCCGCUACACAGCCAUAACGCUGAGAGCAGCUUACACCAUCAAUGACUUUGGUGGUCCCACCCGGCCUGCCUUAUUAAACCCUGACUACCACAUCAAUGUCACCAACUUCUGGCUGAAGCAAUCCCUGAAAGAAUUGCGGCUGAGCACAGGGUUACUGAUGGUGAGUUUGGCCCUUGAACUCUGUGACAACGUGCUCGUGUACGGAUUCUGGCCCUUCAGCAAUCACCCCCAUGGACUCCAUAACCUGAAGCACCACUACUACGAUGACAAACCACCUAGCACAAAAUACCACGCCAUGCCUGACGAGUUUGAGUUCCUGCUGCAGCUGCACAGUCAGGGGGUGCUCAAGCUUCAUCUAGGGGAAUGCCGACCUGGGAAACAGACAGGAAGAGAAGAAGGAGGGGGAGAAGACAAGAGGGAAAGGCAGACAGGAAGAGAAGAAGAUGGGGGAGAAGACAAGAGGGAAAGUCAGAUAAAGACGUUGCAGCUGAGUACAAAACUUGUCAUGCACAAGUUCCCCGUGGUGGCAAAGGACCGGGGAAGUUUAAUAACUAACCUCAUCGGGCAUUUGAAGAAGCAUCACAAAAAACAGCAUGAGGAUUUUCACAAGACCACGAAGAAACAACAAGGCUCUGGCUCCUUCAAACAACCGUUGCUGUCCGAAACAUUUGGAAAGUGUGAUAAACUCUCACAGGACGGCAAAAAGGCAUUAGCUAUAACAGAAAAGAUCGAUGACCAGCCCCUGUCAGUGGUGAAUUAUGUCGAGUUAGGCACGAGUGUCGAGACUCAGGGGCUCUUUAGCACAGCAUCAGUUAUCAUUGAGGAGCACAGGAGCAGGCUGACGGCACAGCAUGCCGAAAUGCUCAUCUUCUUAAAAAAGAAUCUCCACAUCAUGCUCGGACUGCAGAAAGUGGAGAUGGACGAGUAG